Molecule: messenger RNA, 1054 nt
Organism: Linum trigynum
Lineage: Eukaryota; Viridiplantae; Streptophyta; Magnoliopsida; Malpighiales; Linaceae
Source: the annotation of a GenBank genome assembly
UGCAUGAUAUAAAUAGGGCUCGCCAAAGCUUCCAAUUUUGCAAACCAAGAAAACAGAGGAAGGAAAAGAAUACAACGAGCGAAACAGAGCACUUAAUCUCACCCAUCUCCAAUUCCUAUGGAACCCUCAUUUUUCAACUUCCAAAACUCCGGCUUCUCCUCCUCGGAAUCCUCAGACUUCGGAUCCCCGGACCAAUUCUCCAGCCAAUCCUCCGACCAAACCCCGCCGCCGCUACCCUUCAACGAAAACGACUCGGAUGAAAUGCUCCUUUUUGGCCUCAUCUCCGCCGCAGCCAGCUGCUGCAGCAGCAGAGCCACGGAGGCAAUGAUCAAAGAAGAGGAAGUCAGCUCAGCCGCCUGCGAGACAUCACCGCCCCCGCCGCCGAAGAAAGAGAAGCCAUUCCGCGGGGUGAGGCGGCGGCCGUGGGGGAAAUUCGCGGCGGAGAUAAGGGAUUCGACUCGACAUGGAGUCAGGGUGUGGCUGGGGACAUUCGACAGCGCGGAGGCUGCGGCGCUGGCGUAUGACCAGGCGGCAUUUUCGAUGCGGGGGGCCGGGGCGAUACUCAAUUUCCCGGUGGAAAAGGUGGCGGAGUCGCUGGAGGACAUCGAUUGCAACCUCCGGACGGCGGUGGCGGAGGAAGGGUGCUCGCCGGUGAUUGCCCUGAAGAGAAAGCAUUUGUUGCGGCGGAAAAUGAUCGGGAAAGGGAAGAAAGAUAGAGCUCAACGUCAUUUGAAUAUGGUGGUGUUGGAGGAUUUGGGCGCUGAUUACUUGGAGGAAUUGUUGACGACUACUUCCGAUUAUAAGGCCACCAUUAAUCCUAAUUGGUGGUAAAGGAAAUGUUUGAAAGAGAGUUCAGAGUAAACAGAGUAGCUCUGUUUUUGUGGGUUCUUAGUGAGUCAUUCAGUCCUCUGUUUCGAUCUUUGUUGCAACUUUUGGCUAUUGUAAUGGCUUUACCCUUUUGUCCCUUUCUCUCUUUCACCCUUCUUGUAAAGUUGGACAGAAUUGAGGGUCGUAUUUUGUAACAUAUAUGAACCAAUCAAUGGGGACUCAGUUU